AUGUCUCUGGAUGAGGAUGCUCGCUGGCUAGAGUGGGUUACCAAGCAGUUUGAGAGCAUUGCAGGAGAGGACAAAGAGAUCGACCUGGAAGAGUUUAAAACAGCUCUCAAGGUAAAAGAGUCCUUCUUUGCCGAGCGCUUCUUUGCGCUGUUUGACUCAGACGGCAGCAGCUCCAUCAGUCUGGAUGAGCUGCUGAAAGCCCUGGACCUACUCAUCCACGGCAGUGAGACAGACAAGCUCAAGUUCCUCUUCCAGGUCUAUGAUGUGGAUGGAAGUGGCUCUAUUGAUCCAGAUGAACUGCGUACAGUUCUCAAGUCAUGCCUACGUGAGAGCGCCAUCUCUCUGCCAGAGGAAAAACUGGAUGACCUGACUCUGGCACUGUUUGAGUCAGCUGAUAAAGACAGCAGUGGAUCCAUCACCUUUGAGGAGCUGAAAGCUGAACUAGAGAACUUCCCUGAAGUCAUGGAAAACCUCACUAUCAGUGCUGCUAACUGGUUGAAGCCUCCUGAUGUGGAGCAGAGGAGAAGACAGACACCCCGCUAUCUCACCCCAGCCUACUGGCACAACAACAGCCGCAAGUUGCUCUUCCUUUGCGCCUACGCCUGCCUGAGCCUGCUGCUGUUCACCGGAGCCAUGCUGCAGCACCGGCAUGGGGGGGUCUGGUACAUGGUGGCCAAAGGCUGUGGCCAGUGCCUGAACUUCAACUGCACUUUUGUCAUGGUCCUAAUGCUGCGUCGCUGUUUAACAUGGCUGAGGGCAACUUGGGUGGUGAGGGUCUUACCUCUUGACCAAAACAUCUUGCUACAUCAGAUAGUGGGCUACGCUAUCCUCUGCUACACACUGCUGCACACCACGGCUCAUGUCAUCAACUUUGUUUUGCUGGUAAGGGGUGAACACACUAACUACAGCUUGUGUGACUACUUGCUGACCACGCAGCCUGGCAUCGGCUGGGUGAAGGGCACAGCUUCAGUGACUGGAGUGGUCCUGCAGGGUAUCAUUUGGCUGAUGGUGCUUUGCUCCAGCACAGUUGUACGACGCAGUGGACACUUUGAAGUCUUCUACUGGUCACAUUUGUCCUAUGUGUGGGUGUGGUCUCUGCUGGUGGUGCACUGUGCCAACUUCUGGAAGUGGUUUGUCGUACCUGGACUGGUCUUCCUCCUGGAGAAGAUGGUGGGAAUUGCUGUCUCUCACAUAGGCGGGCUUUAUAUUGUAGAAGUCAACCUACUGCCAUCCAAGGUGACUCAUCUGGUGAUCAAACGGCCCCAGUUCUUUCAUUUUAAACCUGGGGAUUAUGUCUACAUCAACAUCCCAGACAUUGCCAAGUAUGAGUGGCACCCUUUCACAAUCAGCAGUGCCCCAGAGCAGUCAGACACUCUGUGGCUACACAUCCGCUCCAUGGGCCAGUGGACUAAUCGCCUCUAUGAGUACUUCAGACAGCCGGAGAGCCGGGCAACAAGCCCAAAGAGACUGGCCACCAGCCUCAGGGCCAGAAGACAACUGAUGAAAGCCCAGGGCUCAGAGCCGAUCCUUGAUAACCCCAAGUUCUGUAACAUUAAGUGCUAUGUAGAUGGACCAUAUGGCACCCCAACAAGACAGAUCUUUGCUUCCGAGCAUGCUGUGCUGAUAGGGGCAGGCAUUGGGAUCACACCGUUUGCCUCCAUUCUUCAGAGCAUCAUGUACCGGUAUCGCAGAAGGAAGCAAAAUUGCCCCAACUGCCACUACUCCUGGUGUGAAAACAUUAAAGACAGUGAGAUGAAGUUACGUAAAGUGGACUUCAUCUGGAUCAAUAGAGACCAGAAGUCCUUUGAAUGGUUUGUCAGUCUUCUAACCAAACUGGAAAUGGACCAGGCUGAUGAAGAGCCAGAGGGUCGGUUCCUUGAGAUGCACAUGUACAUGACCUCAGCUCUCAGUAAGAAUGACAUGAAGGCCAUUGGCCUACAAAUGGCUCUGGACCUGCUAGCUAAGAAGGAGAAGAGAGAUUCUAUUACUGGCCUGCGGACCCGAACCCAGCCUGGGCGGCCAGAGUGGGCCAAGGUGUUCCAGAAAGUAUCUGAAGAGAAGAAAGGAAAGGUCCAUGUGUUUUACUGUGGCUCUCCUGCUCUGGCUAAAAUCAUAAAAGCACAGUGUGAGCACUUUGGCUUCAACUUCUACAAGGAGAACUUCUGA
Messenger RNA from Lampris incognitus (smalleye Pacific opah), 2166 nucleotides. RefSeq names its product NADPH oxidase, EF-hand calcium binding domain 5 (gene nox5). Gene Ontology annotation, molecular function: superoxide-generating NAD(P)H oxidase activity; calcium ion binding. The record is from RefSeq and is a predicted model, not a curated record. The transcript is spliced from 17 exons. Bases 1 to 2166 code for a protein of 721 amino acids. Gene Ontology annotation, biological process: defense response; superoxide anion generation. NCBI's taxonomy places the organism in Eukaryota, Metazoa, Chordata, Actinopteri, Lampriformes, Lampridae. Gene Ontology annotation, cellular component: NADPH oxidase complex; plasma membrane.